Erythranthe guttata (spotted monkey flower) is the source of this 898-nucleotide messenger RNA. RefSeq lists its product as uncharacterized. Gene Ontology annotation, biological process: plant-type secondary cell wall biogenesis. NCBI's taxonomy places the organism in Eukaryota, Viridiplantae, Streptophyta, Magnoliopsida, Lamiales, Phrymaceae. The record is from RefSeq and is a predicted model, not a curated record.
AAUCAUAAAUCAUCAUAUAAUUUCACAAGUGAAAAUAUAUACUAUAUAGCAAUGACUCAAGUCCCAAACUUCCAAAUAUACCCUUAUUUCCCUCCUACCCCACCACACUACUUUCCGGCACCGCCAAACGCGAAACCGCCACCUCCAUCCCCGCCCAAAGUGGCCCCACCUCAUCCACCAACCAUCGCACCUCCACCACCAAAAUCCCCUAUUCGACCACCACCACCGCCACAUCACCCUCCUCCUCCACCGCCACCACCACCUCAUCCCAUCUCUCCACCGCCACCUCAUAUCGUUCCAUCUCCGCCCAAUCCCAUUUUGCCACCACCACCACCACCUCCAGGUCAUCAUCACUCUACCGUAAUCAUUGUCGUCUUUGUCUCGGUCGGCGGGCUGUUCUUUCUUGCAUUUCUUGCGGCGGCCCUUUUCUGCUGCGCCAAAAAGAAGAAGAAGAAAAUUAUCAACGAGACGGAUAAGAUUAAAAUCGACGAGCAUGUAAAGAUCCAAGAAGCCGUCGUACCGGGCCCGCAUGGAACACAAAUGACUGUGGUGACAAUCGAUGAGGAUUUCCAUAUCGAGGAAGAAAUCAAGAAAACCGAGGCGGAAACUGUAAAAGGGUCGUCGCAUGUUGGAAUUGGAUCGCAUAAAAACAUUAGUGGUGAUCAAGCUUUGGAAAUGGCGGAAUCCACGUCUGCGUCGAACAACCAUCGUUAAUUAUCAUCUUCGUCACAAUGGUAAAGAGAAAUAAUAAUAUGCAUGCAUGGAGAAAAUUAAAGAAGUGUAAUUGUUGCUAUGUUUAUUUUCUAUUUCGAUUUGUUAAAGAAUAAAGUGUAAUAUAUGAUUCUUUGAAGUAUAUAUAUCCAAAAUAAAAGGAUAUUAUUGUGAUUGUUUAAUGUUA